AUGUGUGCCUUUGCAGCAUUCGGAGGUAUCUUUUUCGGCUAUGACAGUGGAUGGUCUGGUGGUGUGCUUGCCAUGCCCUUUUUUAUCCGCCUAUACACUCAUCAUCCUUAUCCGUCAACAAUAUUUGGCAAUGAUACAACUUCUGAUGUUUACAAACACUACGUCAAGAAUGAUUUCGUUAUUAGUGCUAGUCAGCAAUCUUUGUUUACUUCAAUUCUCUCCGCGGGCACCUUUGUGGGAGCUAUUGGAGCCGGCGACAUCGCUGAUUAUAUUGGUCGUCGUUUUACCAUUAUUAUCGGUUGUGGCAUCUUUACGGUCGGAGGUAUUCUCGAAAUUGCCUCCACUACCUUACCUGUCAUGGUUGCUGGCCGUUUCAUCGCUGGCGUUGGCGUCGGCUUCAUCUCUGCCACCAUUAUUCUGUACAUGUCUGAAAUCGCCCCGAAGAAAAUACGUGGCGCGCUAGUGUCUGGUUAUCAGUUCUGCAUCUGUGUCGGAGUUCUUCUAGCCACAUGUGUCGUAUACGCCACGAGGGACCGUGAUGACACUGGAUCGUAUCGUAUUCUUAUCGGUAUCCAGUUCUGCUGGUCCACGAUUCUCGCUAUCGGUCUCCUCUUUCUCCCUGAAUCACCUCGUUUUUACGUCAAGAAGGGAAACCCGGCACACGCAGCAAGGGCGUUAGCCUCAUUGCGUGGGCAGCCUGUUGAAUCUGAAUACAUCCAAAAUGAACUCGCGGAAAUCAUGGCCAAUUACGAAUAUGAGCAACUCAUAACUAAUCAGAGCUCGUAUUUCAGUAGCUGGACGAGUUGUUUUAGUGGAAGUUUACUCAGCGGAGCUUCUAACCUUCGGCGCACGUUACUAGGUAUUUUGAUGCAGAUGAUGCAGCAGCUUACUGGAAUCAACUUCAUCUCGUACUUCGGUACUGUUUUCUUCACGUCUUUGGGCACAAUCAAGAAUCCUUUUCUAAUUACCCUCAUUAUCACUAUGGUUAAUGUUUGCUCGACUCCAAUUUCCUUUUGGAUAGUGGAGAAAUUUGGUCGUCGUCGCAUCCUUCUCCUCGGAGCAAUCGGUAUGAUCAUAUGCCAGAUUAUUGUCGGUAUUAUUGGUGUUACUGCCGGUCGGCCGGAGAAUGGAAACAGUGCUGCUGUUUCUGCUAUGAUUGCAUUUAUUUGCUUAAGCAUUGCGUCUUUCGCCAGUACCUGGGGUCCUGCUGCCUGGGUCGUCGUUGGUGAAAUCUUCCCCUUAACCAUCCGAUCCCGCGGUAUUGGUCUCUCAACAGCAUCGAAUUGGUUUUGGAAUUGUAUACUUGCUGUCAUUACCCCUUACCUCGUAGGGACUAGGCCCGGGGACGCCAAUCUUGGAGCAAAGGUCUUCUUUAUGUGGGGCGGAUUGUGCUGUCUAUCAUUCGCAUUCACGUUCUUACUUGUGCCAGAAACAAAGGGUCUGUCUCUGGAGCAGGUUGAUAAGAUGCUCGAGGAAACGACCCCGAGAUCCAGCAGUAAGUGGGUGCCUCAUUCUACUUUUGCUGGUGAGAUGGGACUCGCAGAUUGCAAGCAAGAAGUGGAGGUGGUGCAGGCUGAGCAUAUUGAUUGA
Messenger RNA from Talaromyces rugulosus, 1590 nucleotides. RefSeq lists its product as uncharacterized. Gene Ontology annotation, molecular function: carbohydrate:proton symporter activity. Lineage: Eukaryota; Fungi; Ascomycota; Eurotiomycetes; Eurotiales; Trichocomaceae. The record is from RefSeq and is a predicted model, not a curated record. Gene Ontology annotation, cellular component: membrane. The transcript is spliced from 2 exons. Bases 1 to 1590 code for a protein of 529 amino acids. Gene Ontology annotation, biological process: carbohydrate transport; transmembrane transport.